Molecule: messenger RNA, 2299 nt
Organism: Sitophilus oryzae (rice weevil)
Lineage: Eukaryota; Metazoa; Arthropoda; Insecta; Coleoptera; Curculionidae
Product: hornerin-like
Exons: 2
Coding region: 244-2145 (633 amino acids)
Source: RefSeq, a predicted model, not a curated record
UGUUCUUGUACGGUGUGUGUAUUUUUUUAAAAGCUCUAAAAUAGUACUAAUUAAUGCUCAAUAACUCAUUAGUGGCAAAAGAUGUGUCAGUUAUAGUGGGAGAUGGCCGAUUUCUGCGCGUAUAAAAAUGUGACGCCCAUUUUUGGAAUUAUCAGUUGAGUGGUUUCGUUCAAACCAUCUCAUUAAUAAAAUAUUGUCCUUUUUUGGGACACUACAGCUACUUAAAUAAGUGGCUUUCUCGAGAUGAAGUCGUUUGUUGUUGCCCUGGCCCUAAUUGGCUUCACACAAUGUGACAAAUUGGACCAUUUGGAAUACCUACCUCCAAACAACAGACCAGUGAACACGAAAUCCUUCGAUGCAGGACUGGCAGCACCUAACUCAAACUCUGGAUCUUCCGCUCCAGGUUUUGGAGGAAGUUCAAGCCCUGUUAGUUCCCAAUAUGGUGCUCCUUCAUCUCCUAGUUCAUCCAGUGCCCCUAGUAGCUAUUCAAACGGAGGUAGCUUUGCACCAAGCAGUUCUGCCAGUCCUCAAUAUGGAGCUCCUUCGGCUUCUGCUUUCGGGCAAGCCAGUUCCUCUAAUAAUGCUCCUAAUAGUUACUCUAACAGUGGUUCUUCUGGACCUGUUAGCUCUCAAUAUGGAGCUCCAUCAACUUCAUCCUUUGGAAAUGCUCCUUCUAGUUACUCUAAAUCUAGUAGCUUUGGACCAAGCACUUCAUCUGGAUCCCCUAGCUCCCAAUAUGGAGCCCCCACAGCUUCUGCCUUUGGACAGGCCAGUUCUUCAAAUGCCCCUAAUAGCUACUCUAACUCCGGAAACUUUGGAUCAAGUUCUUCAAGCUCUCCUUCCUCUGGAUCUCAGUACGGUGCCCCAUCACCCUCAGCUUUUGGACAAUCCGGUUCUUCCAAUACACCUAACAGUUACUCCAGCUCCAACAGUUUCGGAAGUACGUCUUCUCCUUCUUCUAGUUCUCAGUACGGUGCUCCUAAAGCUUCAGCUUUUGGACAGUCUGGUACAUCUUCAGGUCCUUCUUCUAGUUAUGGAGCUCCAUCAUCUGGAUCUUUCGGUUCUCAAGGAUUUGGAAAAUCAUCUCCUUCAUCCCAAAAUUCGUUUGGCGCACCUAGUUCCCAAGGAUCUUCGCCUUACGCUAAGAGUCAGUUUUCUGGCAGUUCCAACAAGUAUUUGGCUCCAGUAAACAGCGCUUCUGGAUCUGGUAGCUCUCAAAAUACCUUUGGAUACAACGCUGGGUCUUCUGCUCCUUCAUCAGCUGCUCCUUCAGGUCAAUCCAGCUAUCCUGGAAGUUCAUACCAGUCUUCCAACCAGCAACCAAGCAAUAGUGGAUACCAACAAAACAGUUUUGGAAACGGUGGUGCAUCCAGCUUUGCCAGUUCAUAUUCUUCUAAUCAGGGUUCGACCUCACAAUCUGCCCAACCCACUCAGCCAUCAUUCGGUUCUCAACCAAGCUCUGGAUCAUCAGGUUUUGGCGCCAAAUCUUCAGGACAUGGUUCGUUCUCACCAUCCUCAUCAGGAUACAACACCAAUUCCUUCAGUGGCAAACCUCAGGGAGGAUCAAAUUAUCAAUACAAUGCACCAAGUGCCCAAAAUGAUGACACCUACGAAGUAGAAGCACCUUCAGGAAGUUCUUCUGGACCAAGUCCCACACCAACCAACUUUGGAUCGUCCCCUUCUGGAUCUAGCAGUCCUAGCCCCUCAUAUGGUGCUCCUUCUGGACCAAGUCCUGCACCAACUAACUUUGGAUCAUUCUCUUCUGGAUCUGCCAGACCUAGCACUUCAUACGGUGCUCCUCAAGGUUCAUCCAGCUUCGGUUCCUUCGGAGGUAACUCUGGAUCUGGUUCUCAAACAGGAAGCUCGUCAUCUGGCUGUGGAUCAAACGGUUUCGGACAAUCUUGCGGUUCAUCGUCUUCAGGACCAGCUCAACCAAGCUCUUCUGGCUCAGGAUAUUCCGCACCUUACCAAUACAACCCACCUGCCAAGCCUUUUAACGCGCAAGGUUCCCAAAACGGUGGAUCUGCUCCUGGAUUUGGAUCUUUCGGAUCUCAGAGUACUCCCAGUACUCCAGGAAGUUCUUCAGGAUCUCAGAAUCAGCCUGGACAACAGGCUGUUGACGAAAAUGGUGGAUAUUUGUACUGAGAAGUGAAAAUAUUCGAAAUUUUCUGUAAACUAUUAUUUUAAUGCUAAAUCAGCUUUAUUUUGUAUUAUUUUUAUUAUGAUUUUUGUAUGAAUUGUAAUUAUUAAGGUAUUGCUCAAUACAGUGUAAUUAAAACUGCCAAAAAUAAAUAUUUUU